This is a messenger RNA of Drosophila suzukii, 2117 nucleotides long. RefSeq names its product Monopolar spindle 1 (gene Mps1). NCBI's taxonomy places the organism in Eukaryota, Metazoa, Arthropoda, Insecta, Diptera, Drosophilidae. Gene Ontology annotation, cellular component: kinetochore; nucleus. Gene Ontology annotation, molecular function: protein serine/threonine kinase activity; protein serine/threonine/tyrosine kinase activity; ATP binding. The record is from RefSeq and is a predicted model, not a curated record. Gene Ontology annotation, biological process: chromosome segregation; peptidyl-serine phosphorylation; mitotic spindle assembly checkpoint signaling.
AUCAUCGUUAGUGGCGAACCCAGCUCUAUUUAAACCUUAAAUUUAAGCAAUUCGAUUGGAUUUUUAACUGUUUGCUUGUCGGGUAGAAUCGAAGAGAUUGCAAGAUGACUACGCCCGUGCCGCGUCGCACCAAGGAUAUGAUGGCACUGGCACUGGAUUCUGACUCCGAGGACGACUUUAAUACGCCCUACCGACCACGAUCGCGGCAAGCUGCGGCGGCGGCGGCAGAAGCAAAACAGCAGCCGGUGGCGUCUUUCCAGAUCCCGGCGAGGGGCAAGGAGAACGAGCCCUAUCCCAUGCCCGUGAAUGUGCUGCCUCGUCGCGUCUCCGAGUUGACCAUGAUGGAAUCGGACAGCGAGGAGGAGGACGUCAAGAGCAACCACAACCUUAACUGCGCCAUUCUGAACGAUUCCUUUGUUCUAAGCCCCUCCCAAGAGUUAACAAACAGUAAUGGCAGCAUCCACACCCGGCGAUCAACCAACGCCGUUCCUCUCAAGCAGUCCGAUUCGAAUCUUUCCUUCCUGGGGCGAUUCAACAACAUGGGCAUCAACUGCAGCAGCCAAGGAUCACCUGCUGCGAAGUCGGAGAAGAAGGUGGCCAAAAAGCCAGCGCCCACGAUCCCAGUCGUGACGGAAAGGCGCCCACUCCAGGACACAGAGACGCCACUGCGCAAUGAAAUGUCCACAUCCUCUAAGGCAAAGCCGGAUGCGGACUUCAUCACCCCCCAAGUACGAACCGUUGGUUCCACUUUGGCUAGCAAAGGCCGCAGUGCGGUGUCCAAUGACUUUCGGGCGCAGAAGGUGCUCUUCCAAACGCCCAUGACCGUCAGUCGGGCAGCUCCUGUCACCUCCGAGAGCAUAAGCUUCUCGCUCUGCGACACCAUCAGCGAGAGUCCGGACAUUCCAGAGCCUCCGAAAAAAGUAGAUCCUCCGAAAAGUCACCAUCAGUCCAAAAAAUCCCUGGAUAAUGUGUUCCGGGAGUCGGAGCCGGCCAAAGAGGAGAUCGUUGAGCCAAAGGAGUUGGUGCCGACGCCCGCAGCUGCCGCCCAACCAGAACCGCCUUCCAGCUCCUCCAAGACCUCUAGUAUACUAAAAAUCAAAAACCAUGAAUACACUAUUGCCAAAAAGCUGGGCUGCGGUGGUUCCAGCUCGGUUUACUUGGCACGUCGCUCGGAUUCUGGGGAUGAGUUCGCCCUGAAAGUGGUGGAUCUGCAGGCCGAUCCCCAAGUGGUGCAGGGCUAUCUCAACGAAACGAAGCUGCUGGCAAAGCUGCAGGGAAACGUUUGCGUUGUGGCGCUCUAUGAUUAUCAACUUGUUCGCGAGGAGUCCAAGCUGUACAUGGUUAUGGAGAAGGGCGAUUGCGACCUAAACAAGAUCCUGCAAAGCUACACCACCGCCCUGCCGCUCUAUAGCCUUAUGAACAUCCUGUACCAGAUGUUACAGGCGGUCAACUACAUUCACCAGAACGGUGUCAUUCACUCGGACCUAAAGCCGGCCAACUUCCUGAUGGUCAGCGGGAGGCUGAAGCUAAUCGAUUUUGGCAUAGCCAGCAAUAUUGCCUUGGACUCAACGAGCAUUAUCAAAUUUUCGCAGGCCGGCACCUUUAACUAUAUUAGUCCGGAGGCGUUGACGGACACCUCUACGGGAAACAGUCCGAUGCGCGGCACCAAUCAGCCCAAGAUCAAGAUAUCCACCAAGUCGGACGUAUGGUCGCUGGGCUGUAUCCUCUACCUGCUGCUCUACCAAAAGACGCCCUUCGGCCACAUCCGAAACAUCUAUGCCAAGAUGAGUGCAAUCGCUACUCCGAGCACCAGCAUCGAGUUUCCCGCCAUUCCGCCUUACUAUCCCAUCAUGCUGGUUCACAUGGCCAAGAACUGCCUUCAGCUGGAUCCCAAAAAGCGUCCGUCGUGCAAUGAACUGCUACAGUAUCCAUUCCAUAUGAUCAUACCGCUACAGAAUCUGCAGAUACCCAAGCAGAGCCGCCACCAGUAAUUAAGCAUGAAAGCUCAACUAUUUAUUAGUCAAAUGUCAAAGGUCAAAUGUCUUUCUCAUAUGUGUGUGUGUAUAUAUUUAAUUCUCAUUUAUCGUAAAUUAAACAUCAUAAAUCCUUACAAUGCA